AUGCGUCGUCGCCGCCGCGGGGGCGUGCGAUCGGCCCGAGGUUAUCUAGAGUCACCAAAGCGGCCGGGCGAGCCCGGGAUCAACCAGGUAGCCGCGCCGGGGCCGGGGUGGCCGGGCUGCGGCCGGCGCGGCCAGGCCGUCCCCGCUAGGCGUCGGCGGACCGGACCUGCGCGCGCGCGCGGCGUGGAGCGGAGCGGAGCCUCCCCGCCCGACGGGGUCGAGGGGGAGCCCGCAGCACUUGCGGAGGACGACGGACCUCGGAAGCUAGAGAAGGAAGCACCCUCGGAGGCGGACGGGGACGACCGCGGCGGGGCGGCCGGCGCGCACCGGCGCCCCUCUCUGUCGAAACCCCGCGCGCGCCUCCGCGUCGGCGGGCCCCUGGGGGCUGCCGGCUCGGCUCGGCCGGGCGCGGAGGGGCACGGACGCCGGGAUCCGAUGACCCCGGCUCCGGGAGCGGACGACGACGGCACCUGGGGUGACGGCCCGAAGGACGGACGCGAUGGGGCGGGGAGGCGUCCGCCCCGCCUGAACGCCGGUCCGGAAACCGACCCGCGGAGGGCCCUCCCCGACGCGUCCGUGGCGGCCCGAAGGGGCUUGGGAGACCCGCCGUGCGUGAGACGGCGGCCGGCCUGCCCCCUCCCUCCCGCGAGGCGAAGGGGGACUCCGGCGAGUUCGCAGGGACCCGGAGCGCGGGCUCGGCCGACCGCCGGCCGCUCCCUGCCUCCUGGAACGAGGCCGCUCCCCGCUUCUCAGAGACCUAACGCUCCCUUUCCCGCGCCGCUCCCGCCCGGGAAUCUGAGCUGGGCCGGAAGGACGUGCCGGUGGUCACGCGGUCCCCGAGGGUACCCGAAAACCCUGUCUCCAGAAAUCCCCGCGCGCGCGCCCGGGACGCCUGCGCGGUACCUCACGCGUCCUUCCGGCUUCGACCCGCGCGCGCUCCACGGUUGCCUGCCGGAGCCCCUUUCCGGGCAAGCCGCGCCGAUCGGUCCCCAUGGGGGCUUCCCACCGCCUCCCUCUGCCAGGUCCACCCCUUCACCGGCCGAGGGCGGCAGACCUGUGCCCGGUCCUCCUCUACGGACCGCCGUGAGCACGGCCGCCCAGAACGGGGGUCUCCGGAAACCCACGCCGACCACCUUCCCGGGCGACCCCUCCGCGUGGUACCUUCCGAACGCUCGCUCGCUCGCUCGCUCGGCCCGACGACGGGCUCAUCCCGGGGGGCCCCUGCCGCUUCCCCUCAGCGGCCUCCGGGCCUACCUUCCCCGUAAACCGAGCACGGGGACCGCGAGGCGCCGACCGGGACUCUCCCCAACUCCGUGCCGACCUCCUUGGAGCCCUUUCCCGCUCGAGCGCCGCGAAUCCGGCCCCAUCGAGACUCCCGCGGAGCUGCUUCCUCCGGGCCUAGCGCCUCCGUUGAAGCGGCGCUGCGAACGGCACUCGCCGGCGCGCCUCCGGGUCAGCCUUCGCACGUCGCAGCGUCAGGCGGCCGGAGCGGCUCUCUCCCGGAAUCCACGCCGACCUCCUGGUGCCCGUCUCCGUCUUGCACUGACGUCUUCCAAGGGGCGUCCUCCGGCUCUGCCUUUCCACGGCCGCGUGAGGCGGCGACCGGCUCUCUGCCGGAAUCCACGACGGCCUCCUGGAGCCCUUCUCCUUCUCGCACUGACGAGCCGUGGCUCCGGCGGACGCUGGGAGCGAGAGGCGGCGACCGGCUAUUUCCCGAAAACCGUCGGCGACCUGCCGGAACCCUUCACGGCCGACCUCCGGCGAUCCGUCACCCCUACCUGGCGGGGCUUCCGCACGACCGCUCGGCCCGACGUCGGGCGCCUCCGUCAGGCGAGGGGCUCGUCCAGGGGAUCCUGCCGCUUGCCCAUGAACCCGCAGGCGCACGCCCCGGCCGUCCGAGCGCGGGGACAGCGAGGCGCCGACCGGGACUCUCCCGAAAUCCACGCCGACCUCCUGGAGCCCUUUCCGGGCGAGCUCCGCGAAUCCGUCCCCAUCCAGACUUCCGUACCCUCCUCCGACCGCCUUCGGUCUACCCGGGGGGGGGGAGAGGGGCAGCUAGCCUCCUGUUCGACUCGCCGCCCCCUGCGUGCGUGCGUGCGUGCGGAUCAGCGCUCCGCCGGGGACUCCGCCACCGCCUCGUUGGUGCAUGCUUUCCGGACCCCGCCUCGGAAAGGAAGUUCUUCCCGUGCACCAGGUCUGCCGGUCGGAAAGCGGGGUCCUUUCCGCCCCCGGGUCUUCCCCGACGGAGGGGUUCUCGGGCGCCGUCGGCUCUCCGGGCCCCAGAUCUACCUCGGCCUCGGCAAGCGCGCUCCCCCCCCCCGCGACGAGCCGGGCGCCCCUCGCGCGAGGAGCGCCUCCGCGCCCGCCCGGGGGCAGAGGGGGAUGCCAGCCGCCUUCCCGCGCGGGACGGCGGCGGCGGCGCUCCCUCCCGCCCUCGGAGGGGGACAAAAGCUUGUGUCGAGGGCUGACUUUCAAUAG
Messenger RNA from Rhineura floridana, 2478 nucleotides. RefSeq names its product collagen alpha-1(I) chain-like. Bases 1 to 2478 code for a protein of 825 amino acids. The transcript is spliced from 5 exons. Lineage: Eukaryota; Metazoa; Chordata; Lepidosauria; Squamata; Rhineuridae. The record is from RefSeq and is a predicted model, not a curated record.